Messenger RNA from Rosa chinensis, 1578 nucleotides. Its product is annotated as probable galacturonosyltransferase-like 4. The transcript has a single exon. The record is from RefSeq and is a predicted model, not a curated record. Gene Ontology annotation, cellular component: Golgi apparatus. NCBI's taxonomy places the organism in Eukaryota, Viridiplantae, Streptophyta, Magnoliopsida, Rosales, Rosaceae. The coding region runs from base 92 to 1156 and encodes 354 amino acids. Gene Ontology annotation, molecular function: glycosyltransferase activity.
CUAAAUCUUCUCACAAUGGCUACCACUCUCCCUCCUCCUCUUCAACCUUGACUGGCUCCACCGUUUUGUAAAUAACAACUAAAAGGACAGGAUGGCCUCCUCCCCGACAACCCGCCACCGUCUGGGCCUCCUGUCUUCCCCCUUUCUCGUCUUCUUCGUCCUCUUCCACUACCACCUCCCAGCCGCGAAAGGUAUACGCUUGGCCGGCAUCAUCCGGAAGCCCUCUCCGGAUGUUGCCAACAUAUUCCGAGAGGCCCCGGCCUUUCGGAAUGGCGACUCCUGCAGCGGCGAGGAGAGGAUCCACAUUGCCAUGACGUUGGACUCUAACUACUUGCGGGGCACGAUGGCCGCCGUGCUUUCCAUCCUCCAGCACUCCACAUGCCCGGAGAUGGUCGAGUUCCACUUCCUGUGGGCCCGGUUCGAGCCCGACGUACUCUCCAACAUCAAUGCCACCUUCCCCUAUCUCAAAUUCAACGUUUACCGAUUCGAUUCCAGCAAGGUACGUGGCAAGAUAUCGAAGUCCGUACGCCAAGCCCUAGACCAGCCCUUGAACUACGCGAGAAUAUACCUUGCUGACAUCAUCCCAUCGGACGUGAAGAGGGUUUUGUACCUGGACUCGGACCUCGUGGUGGUCGAUGACGUGGCGAAGCUAUGGAAGGUUGACUUGCAAGGCAAGGUAUUGGCUGCACCGGAGUACUGUCACGCGAAUUUCACACAAUACUUUACCGACGUGUUUUGGUCCGACCGGGAACUUUCGAAAACGUUUGGGGGCCGAAAUCCUUGCUAUUUCAAUACAGGGGUGAUGGUGGUGGAUGUGGACAGGUGGAGACAAGGUGGCUACACUAAGAAAAUGGAGGAGUGGAUGACGGUGCAGAAGCAGAAGAGGAUUUACCACUUGGGGUCUCUGCCACCUUUUUUGUUGGUUUUGGCGGGAGAUAUUAGGGCUGUGGAUCACAGGUGGAACCAACACGGGCUUGGCGGCGACAAUCUUGAAGGAAAAUGUAGGAGUUUGCAUCCUGGUCCUAUUAGCUUGCUUCAUUGGAGUGGGAAGGGAAAACCCUGGUUGAGGUUAGAUUCAAGAAAGCCUUGCACCGUGGAUCAUCUCUGGGCUCCGUACGAUCUCUACCGUUCGUCUGCGCAUUAUUUCGAAGAAUGAUGAGACCAAGAAAGAGCCAAACAAAAAGGAUACUGACGAGUGGAGCUAAUUUGAUCAGUUGGAUCAAAAUGAGGCAAUGGGGAUAAGGGAGUUUGAAAUAGUUUAAUUGAAAAGAGGAAGAAGGUGAAAAUGGUUAAUGGGUAUGUGCCUUUACCUUUUUAUUAAUUUCUUUAGCUUUUCUUCUUUAAUUGGAUCGAUUAAAUUGUAGAGGGGAGAAAACAAAAAAAUGGGUGGGAAAUAAUAUUUUGGUUUGGCUUGAAGAUGGUUAACUAGAUGCAGGGUUUAAUUCUUUGUUCCACAAGCUAGGGUGCUAAUUAAGAAGAAAGGACUAAUUUGUACUGUUGUUAAUGGUUAUGGGCAUAUAUACUUUAGAGGAGUCUUUUAGUGGCAUAGUUUACACAAGGAGGAAGAGACUAAUAUUA